This is a messenger RNA of Verticillium dahliae VdLs.17, 765 nucleotides long. RefSeq lists its product as uncharacterized. Bases 1 to 765 code for a protein of 254 amino acids. The transcript has 5 exons. The record is from RefSeq and is a predicted model, not a curated record. NCBI's taxonomy places the organism in Eukaryota, Fungi, Ascomycota, Sordariomycetes, Glomerellales, Plectosphaerellaceae.
AUGACGAAAGACGAAAACGGACGCGGGAGCCCAGGCGGGUCAUUGCCACGGGCCUUGAUGACGUUGCCCAAGUCUCCAGGCUGCUCUUCCUGCCGCUCGCCAGACCAGCGUCAUGGGCGCAGACUGUGGGCGCACGCCGCAGGCGCACCUCGAACCGAACUGGAUGGCGGCCAUUGGUUUUCAAGGUUCGAGAAUCAACGGGAAAUGGACCGACUGGUGGCUCUGGAAGACAACAGAAGCCACUAUGGCCGCCAUGAGAACGUCGCCUGGCGCCCACCAGGACCUACCAAGUACGCUUUCUCUGUGCAAGACACAGUCGCUCGUGGCCUGGGCAGGGAUGGUGACGACACAAUGUCCACCCGUAAGAGAAAGCAGGAGGAGGAGGAGGAGCUUGUUUCCCUCCCUGAAGAUGAUGAUGGCGAGGAGGAGGAAGAAGUACCGACGACGAAGCCGGAGGCGGUGAAGGGUCCGAGGAGGAGGAAGAGGAGGAGGAGGAGGAUGACGAAGAUCCCGAGGGCGAAGAGGACGAGCCCGAAACAAAGAACGGCGCUGAUGACCGACGCUGUUGAGAAGGAUGAGGAUGCUGAGGAGGAGGAGGAGGAGGGUGACGCCGAAGACGAGGAGGCCGAUGCCGACGAUGCAUUGAACGGCAUCAAGGAGGCCGCUGCCGAUGUGCCCGACAAGACGGUCAAAGCGACCGAUGCUGCUCCCGAGGCUAACGGCGACGCCAAGGCCGUCGCGGCAGAUGGCGACGACAAGGAGUGA